UGUCACAGAUUAUUUGAGCGACGUAAUCAGAGUUAUGUCGUCAUUUGAAGAAAAUACUAACAUUAAGUAUUAACCGGUCAGUGUGGUGUUUAACUGACUGUGCUAGCCGACCGUGAAGCUAAUGUAGCAACCUGCUGAAGUUAAGUUCGAUGCUAGCCAGCACAAGCGGAGGAGCGCGUUCAUUUGCGAUAAUUCGCCGAAGAUUUCAAACUUGAGGCCACAGUCUUCCCCACCCAAGAGUUCUUCCUCAACUCAUAGACUAAAUGCAACUGAACCAGGGGGCUUGUUGGCAUGAAGUGGCUGGGCGAAUCCAAGAACAUGGUAUUAAAUGGCAGACGACACAGAAACAAGGUGACCCGCGAGCAACCAGUGAGCCAGAGCCAGACCCGCUCCCAGCAUUCACAACGAAUGUCCUUGCGUCAAAAUAAAGCACACCCCAGAAAUCGAAGAUGUAGCCACAGGUUUAAUGCAACUAAUCUAGAGGGAGAAAGGCGCUACGUGCCCUCAUCAGGAAUGACUGCCAAGGAGUUGUGUGAGAAUGAUGAUCUGACAACAAGCCUCAUCCUGGAUCCUUACCUGGGCUUUCAGACACAUAAAAUGAACACCAGAUUUCGACCAGUGAAGGGGCGACAAGAGGAGCUGAAAGAAAUCAUUGAAAGCUUCAAGAAACAUGACAACUUGGAAAAAGCUUUCAGAGCUUUGACAACAGGAGACUGGUCCCGGAAUCUUUUUCUCCAUAAGACAAAAGCCCAAGAAAAGCUCUUCAAGCAACAUGUGUUUGUAUAUCUGCGAAUGUUUGCCACCGACAGCGGCUUUGAGAUUCUUCCCUGCAAUCGCUAUUCAUCUGAGCAAAAUGGAGCUAAAAUUGUGGCAACAAAGGAAUGGAAAAGAAAUGAUAAGAUUGAGUACCUUGUGGGCUGCAUUGCUGAGUUGUCGGAGAUUGAGGAGAAACUGCUACUCCGACAUGGCGAGAAUGACUUCAGUGUCAUGUAUUCAACCCGGAAGAACUGUGCACAGCUCUGGUUGGGCCCAGCUGCCUUCAUCAAUCAUGAUUGUCGUCCAAAUUGUAAGUUUGUAUCGACAGGGCGCGACACCGCCUGUGUGAAGGUGUUGAGGGACAUUGAACCCGGAGAGGAAAUCUCAUGUUACUAUGGAGAUGGUUUUUUUGGGGAAAACAAUGAGUUUUGUGAAUGCUACACAUGUGAACGAAGGGGAACUGGUGCUUUCAAAUCCAAAGCUGGAUUGCCGGUGGAAGUGCCAGUGAUCAACAGCAAGUAUGGGCUGCGGGAAACAGACAAGCGUCUGAACAGACUGAAGAAGCUCGGGGAAGGAAACAGAAGCUCAGACAGUCACUCUGUAGGCUCACACACUGACGUAGACUCUCAGGAAAUGCCAAAAACGCAUCAAUCUGCCAGAAAAAGAACAUCAUCAUCAUCAUCAUCUGGCCUAAAGUACAAAAACAGGACUCAAACAAGACAGACUUUGUCCAGAGCCCUUACUACCUCAUGUUCAAAACAAGGUCGUGUAAACAACAGGGUACCAAAGAGACUAAAAUCCCAACCCAAGCCGUCACUCAGUAAAGUCCAGUUGCGAUGUCGCAGGAGGGCUGUAGAGCCCAAGGUGUGGGUCAAAGGAGAAACUUGCCAGCUGGGUCUCAGGGACUCAAAGGUGUCACUGUGUAAAGGUGUCACUGUCAAAAAGGAGAAGGGUGGACAGGAGGUGGUGCAGCAGAUGCCCAGCCAGCGGGGCUGCCUCACCCGUCAUGCUGCCAAGGAAAACGGAAAUCUACCAGCUGUUCAAAGCAGUGAGGGUAGCCAGUGUUCAACAUACAGAACUCGCAGGACCACAAGGACCCUCACAAAAGCCCAAGAAAUGGCAGCUGGUGUUAAGCUAGAGCCCAGCGCUAUGGAUGGCUUGAGUCCUGUCCCUGGUGGAGUGGUCAUUAAAACAGAGCCUGCUGACAUGGAGGAGUAUCUUCACCAUGGAGUGGGACUGGAGCAGCCGGUGUUGGACUCUGGCUGUGACAGGAGAGGCUCCUGCACCAGGCGGAAACGGCCGACACGGCUCAGGACCGAGCAGGCAAUUAAAUGCGAGAAAUCUUAUGGCGAGCCGUUCAUACCUGUGGCUGCCGGCCACGCCACUAAUUACUCAGACUGUGGGAACAUGCUUUUGAGCUUUGCAGAACGACAUAGAGACUAUAACAGGGUUGCCAAUGGCAGCAAGUCCCUCCGCAGGGACAAGGGUAAGAGUAGCUGUCGGUCACAAGAAAAAGGGAAGAAGAAACGCCAGAUCACAAGGUAUGAUGCGCAGCUGAUCCUGGAGAACAACACAGGCAUCCCCAAGCUCACGCUACGCCGGCGGAGGGACAGCAGCAGCAGUAAGACCAACGAUCCCAUUGUCUCAUCCAACCACUCUGCCUCUACGGUCAACCCCGCAACUUCCAGCAAAAUUAGCAUCAAGUUCAGCAAGGACCAUGAUAAGGACAAAGGCAGCUCAUACAUAGCCAAGCUGAACAAUGGCUUUGCUCCUGUUCACAGUAACUCUACCAAACUGAAGAUCCAGCUGAAGAGAGACGAUGAUGCUCGUCGAAUAUCCCACAGCAGGGCAGAGCAGAUGUCCUAUAACAGGGACAUGGCUCAGAGCAUGGAGGCCAGGAAUGGUGGACAUCGGACCCAAAAGGUCUUAGCAGACCCUUCAUCCGACGAGGAUGACGAGGAAGAGGAGGAUGACGAUGAUUACUUUGACAAUGAGUUUGAAGACGAUUUCAUUCCACUCCCUCCUGCAAAGCGGCUCCGACUCAUCGUGGGCAAAGACUCGAUAGACAUUGAUAUCUCCUCCAGGAGGAGAGAAGAUCAGUCUCUGAGGCUCAAUGCAUAAGCUGUGGAGCAGGUGGCUUCACCUCUCCCUGUAAAUAAAGACAAAAUGCUGAUCAACUGUUGUGUUGAUGUAAAAGAAGUACAGUAAUUUAAAAACAAGAGAAUUGCUGAAAAAUCAAGAAUCUGAAUUUCUGGCUCUGUUAACCUAAAACAAAAUCUCUGUUCUCCACUUCAGAUGUCUUCAUUAUGUGUCAUUUUAGUUCUUAGCUUGACAAAUUACUUUGAGUAAGCAAAGUACUUCUCACUAUGCUAAAAGUAAAAUCCACCAAAUUCCCAUUUUUUUCCGUCUUUGGUUCGAAGUGAACAAUGAGAAUUUGUUUUAAGGUCAACUUUUCGUUUAAGUGAAUGCACUUGUUUUCAUAAUGGACAUGGAUCAUGUAGAAAGUGUACAGUACGGUGACUAUCCCCUCUGUCUCAUAGGCAGGUUUUUAUUGAAGUUUUUAUUUUUGUCUCUGUGAUUUUUCGUAUCAAACCGUGCAGAACACACACACACACACACACACACUGUCAUUGAUCUAUCUGGAGGCAUUAAUAGGUCAGUUCAUUUGGAGUCCAGGUGCCCUGUUCCCAUUAUCCCCCACAUUAGUAAUCAUUCACUGUAUUAGUUGAAUUAAUUAAUUUAAUGUGCACAUAGAAAGCCUUGUAAAAACAGAAUCUAUUAAGUUUUAUAUUGUGGACCAGCAUUAUGUUUAUGUUCCAGGUCACUGGCAAAACUCACAUUAAAGAGGGAAAUAAUCCAGAUGUAAAUAGUUUACCUACAUAAUUCAAAUAAACAAAGCACACAAGGUUUUCUAAUCAAUUAUGAUCAGAUAUGGACCGUAUACAGACCUUAGUUUUGUUUUUUGGGGGGUAUAAUGGUAACUUGGCACAUAAUCCACAUCCUACAUGCUUUUUCAAAUCUCAAAAAUAAUUUACAGAAAGACUGGACAAUGUCCCUCAUGUCAACUCAAGUUCCAAGAUCAGUGGUUUCAGCUUUUCAGUUGAAAUAAAAAUGUGUCAAAAGUCUUUGUUUUCAGCUUCAAAUGUGAAUAAGAUUUGUUUAUCACUAUAUAUUGAUCCUUAGGCUGCACGUUUCUACAAUUGUUUUUUUUUUAUCAUUUUAUUUCUUGCAAUUGAGAUCACUUUUUUCCUCCAGUUAAUGCAUCAUAGUAGACAUUGUUUUCUUCCAAUUUGGAAUGUUCUCUUUUCUGUUAAGAGACACUUCACUCAGUCAUUAACCAUUAAAUAACAAGAUUAAAAUGUUCCAUUUAGAACUGACAAAUUUCUGUGACACGUGAAAAUUACAGGCCAGUUAUUACAUGAGUAGACGGCCGUAUCAACGCCACACACCUGCAGCUGCUGUGACCUCCCUCUCUCUUUCACACACAGACUAGUGCGUAGAUUUAUACUUUAGUUGUGCGAGAGUUUGUCACCAUUGCCAUAGUUGCUCUGAUGCAAAUUAGAUUAAACUAACAUUAAUAGGCAGGUCUUCCUCACUGAGACUGUGGUUCAGUUUGGUCACUGUAAGACCUGCAGAGUGCAUGCAUGUUUUUUUACGUUUACAACUGAUCACAGUUAUGAACAUCCCAACCAUUUACAAAUAUGUUAAUCUUUUUAUUUAACGCUAACAAUAAUUUAAUAGCUUCUGUCUCACUUAUCCACGCUCUUACUUGCUCUGUGCUAUUUUCUGCUGCUCUUCAUCACAUAGGGUAAUGCUGCAUUGUUAAUGGUUUCGCUUAUUUAGAUGCUUUUGAUUUCUCGAGAUGCAGCGGAAUUGUCAUUUCCAGUUUAGAUCGCAUAUAAGUUUUAUUUUUUAAAUUGUGCAGUCCUAAUUGAUCAGUAAUUAUUAUAAAAUAAUUGCUAGUCGCAGCCAUGGUUAUUUCAGGGCUGGAACUAGUGUUUUUUUUGUAAAUUGUCUCUAGGUUAGCAUUAUGAUUUAUUUUCUCUUUGGUGCUACUUUUUAUUUCUGUGUAACUGUGUUGGUAGAUGAUGGUGGCAGCAUUAACCUUGACAGGUCAGUUCACGUCACUAACACUUUUACCUGUAGCCUGUUUCAGUUGUGAACUUUUUUGUUACAAACAUUAGGUGCCUUAACAAAGAGCAUUUGACACAUUUAGACCAAAUUUGUGAAUUAGUCAAUGAGUGAAAAUGCAAAGCCAUCUGCCCCUGAAACACUGACACAGUUAAACACUUAUAAACUGUCAGUCCUUCUGUAUAUUAUUUAAUGUUGUGUGGAUAUGGAUGAACUGCCCAACACAUCAAGGGAUCAACAGAUUGAGUGUUAACCCAGGUUUCUUGUGUUAAUAUGUACUGUUCAUAUCACCAGCUAAUCACCGUCUGACCCUGGCUCAGUGUGCCCCCUCCCCUUGUCGGACGUCUCCAUCCUACACUGUUACUGUUCCAGGUGUAACGUCUGUGUGCUCUUUGUCCAAUAGACGCUGUCCAGAUUAAUAAUUUGAUUCAAAAAAGAAAAAAAAGAAAAGGCAAAACAAAUGUGAAUAGAUUGCGGACAUUUUAGCGUCUUGCGUGGGUAGUGGGAAACAUGUAAAAAGAAUUAAAGUGGGUGGUGCAUAUAUUGUCCAAUAUGUAAAUCAUGUGAACACAUCUUGUACUUAUUUAACAAUUUUGAAUACUUGAAAACUAUAUAAAGUUUCUUUGUGACUCUUUGUUUCCUGA
Molecule: messenger RNA, 5531 nt
Organism: Solea senegalensis (Senegalese sole)
Lineage: Eukaryota; Metazoa; Chordata; Actinopteri; Pleuronectiformes; Soleidae
Gene: kmt5b
Product: lysine methyltransferase 5B
Exons: 10
Coding region: 292-2877 (861 amino acids)
Cellular component (GO): nucleus
Molecular function (GO): histone H4K20 methyltransferase activity; protein binding
Source: RefSeq, a predicted model, not a curated record